This is a messenger RNA of Gaeumannomyces tritici R3-111a-1, 1723 nucleotides long. RefSeq lists its product as hypothetical. The transcript has a single exon. The record is from RefSeq and is a predicted model, not a curated record. NCBI's taxonomy places the organism in Eukaryota, Fungi, Ascomycota, Sordariomycetes, Magnaporthales, Magnaporthaceae. The coding region runs from base 164 to 1663 and encodes 499 amino acids.
CAUCCAGUUCUUCUUUCAUUUUGUUGCUCACCUCUUUUCGAGCUUCCUUUCUUUUCCCUUCUUGGGCCUUUUUCUCCUACGUCUUUCUUUCAUUAGGUCUUGGUGCUAUUUGCAGUCCUCAAGUUCCUUCUUCAUUCUCACAACUCCCCGUUCAACCUUUACAAUGCAUUUCUCUCUCUCGACUCUCAUUGUGGCCCAGGCCGUCACCGGCCUCGCUGCCGUCAUGCCUCUGCCCAAGUCGGCGCCUCUGCCCGAGGGUGCCACCGUUUGGCGCCCCCUCGUCGGCAGGCAGCUCACUGCCCCCCGCCUGAUCCCUGCCACGGCCGUCUCCUUGGUAUACACCCCCGCCCCGCCGUUAUACUCGCCGGUCCCGGGCCGGCCGGCCCCGAUCACUGCCUCCAAGGACCGGGCUGUCGUCACCGGUAACAUGAAGAUCCCUUCGGUCGUCCUCGAGGCUGUUACCGCCACUGUUUCGUGCACCACCUCCCAGGUCUCUGUCGUCUUCAAGAACGACGCCGGCCUGGCCGACGCCAAGAAGUGGCCCACCAAGGACCUUCUCCUGCUCACCACCGAGGCGGGCGGCUGCGCCAAGCCAGGCGAGCGCGGUGUCUGGAUCAUCUCGGGCUCCAAGUUCGACGACAAGGCCAAGUCCGGUGUCUUUGCCGCCAAGCAGACCAGCCUCACGGAGCAGCUGAGCGAUGUUGACAUCACCUUCAAGACCGCCGGCGCCCCCAAGACUAAGCGUGGGCUCGACCUGAAGCUGAACGCCGACCUCUCGGGCAAGAACAUCAUCAAGCAGGGCCCCUUCUCCAUGGAUGCUGAUGUCGCCAAGUACACUGGUGACAUCCUCAUCUCGGGUGGUCUCAAGUUCGACUUCCUCAAGCUCAAGCUGACGUCCAUGUUCAUCGACCUCAACUACGACUCGAUCUUCGACCUUAACCUCACCACCUCGGUCAAGUCUGGCAAGGACCUCGCCAAGUGGGACAUCAAGCCCAUCUCCCAGUCUGUCUCGGCCUUCACCAUCCCUGGUGUCCUUGACGUCGGCCCAAUCCUGGAGUUCGGUCUGGGCGCUGAGAUCGGUGUCAAGGGCAGCGUCGUGCUCAAGACUGAUAUCCACACCGAGUUCAAGGGCUCGUCGGUCCACAUCAACUUUCUCGACACCAAGAAGAACGUGGCCAAGAACUGGACCCCCGUUUCGACUGUCAAGAACGAGCUCGACAUCCAGACCAGCCUCCAGAUGAACCCCUACGUCUCCGCCCAGGUCGGUCUCGGUGUCAAGGCCUUCGGCGGCAAGGUCGACCUGACCGGCUCCGUCACGGCCAAGGCCACCAUGGUCAACUCCUUCAACGUUCAGGCCGACGUGGCCUUCACCUCGGCCAUCACCGACGUCAAGUUCGUCGCCCCCACCAACGUCAAGGCGUGCCCCAACGGCGCCUGGUUCGCCUCCACCCUCGACACCAGCGUCGUCGCCGCCGUCGGCACCCUUGCCAAGGCAGACCUGUUCAAGAACCAGCUGCCCAUCUACAAGUCGGCCUGCUGGAGCUUCGCCCCUGGCAAGCCCGCCCCUGGCAAACCUGCCCCUGGCAAGCCCGCCCCUGGCAAACCUGCCGCGGGCAAACCCGCCGCGGGCAAGCGUGACCAGCUUGAGAUCGCCGCCUUCUAAGGCGCAUGCUCCUCCGCUCAUGCCUGGCAGCAACAACCACCGGCGCAAGGAUGCUAAAGG